UGUUGGACGAUCGAUGGCCGUAAGACACCGCGUCUAGUCGCUGCACCGCACUCUCUUAUCUAGCUCCGACGAAGGCGGCCUUCUAUACCAGUGCGUAUAAAGGUUGCUUCUGUACGAGGCGAACGGUCCGCCACCGCAUCCAAGCACGCGCGCGUCCGAGUUUUCCUCCUCCGUCAGGGGACAUAACCUACCCAUAACCUACGUGCGCAUUCGCCACACGACGAUGAGGCUGCUCGGUGUCUUCCUCGUCGCCCUGACCUGCAUCAGCGGCGGUCUCGGAGACGGGCUCAAAUGUACACUUAAACCUGCCGAUAUACCAACAUCAUGGAUAGACAUGGUUGAUCCAUGUAUAAAAAUCAUGGAGUCUCAAGUCAAGACCGAAAUCGAAGCUGCCAUGACGUAUCUUGCAAUGGGUGCUCAUUUCGCGCGUGAUACCAUAAAUCGACCGGGCUUUAGCAAGUUCUUUAUCGAGAGCGCGAGCGAGGAGCGAGAACAUGCAAUGAAGAUCAUCGAGUAUCUGCUAAUGCGCGGACAACUUACGAACGACGUUAGCAAACUGCUCAAGUUUCCUUUGAAACCGAUACGCGAGGAAUGGAACAGUGGAGUUGAAGCGCUCGCCGACGCUUUGAACCUAGAAGCCCAGGUUACACGCAGCAUUCGUGAAAUAAUCACGACUUGCGAGAAUCCCAAAUCACAACCUUUCAACGAUUACCAUCUGGUGGACUACCUCACUUCCGAUUUCCUGGAUGAACAAUACAAGGGACAGCGUGAUCUCGCCGGCAAAGUCUCAACGCUGGGCAAGAUGAUGCAAACACACGGACCCCUGGGAGAGUUCUUAUUCGAUAAGAAACUGUUGAACGGUGAAGUUUAAGUGUUUCACAAGCGGGAUACGUUUGGCUCGAGAUACUCUUUCCUAUAAAUACGUGUUUAUAAGAUCAUAAAUGGCCAUAUUUAGAACAUACAUAUAAUUUAGGUCAUUGUAAGAUCACUGCACUAUGCACAUUCAUUUGUAUAUUGCUGUAGGAUACGAGAUGUAAUAAUAACGGUUUAGUUUUGAGCGAUUUCUAAAUGUGGCCUGGUAAUAUAGGACAAUGAGGAGCAAAAUGUUUACAAUGUUUGUUAAUCCAUAAUGAAUAUAUUAUCCGUAAUAGAUAAAUAAAUAAAUAAAUAUUAUUUUGACAUG
This is a messenger RNA of Ooceraea biroi (clonal raider ant), 1183 nucleotides long. It is a transcript of the gene Fer1HCH, whose product is annotated as ferritin 1 heavy chain. Gene Ontology annotation, molecular function: ferrous iron binding; ferric iron binding. Gene Ontology annotation, biological process: iron ion transport; intracellular iron ion homeostasis. NCBI's taxonomy places the organism in Eukaryota, Metazoa, Arthropoda, Insecta, Hymenoptera, Formicidae. The record is from RefSeq and is a predicted model, not a curated record. Gene Ontology annotation, cellular component: cytoplasm.